AAACUAGCCUAUGCAGCAAACUGCUGCAUGCCAAAAGGAAUGUUUUUAAAACAGUUUGUAUACAAAAUCUUCAAGUUCUAGUUACAUGUUUGAAAAGUAAUCAUGACAUCCAAUAAGGAAAUUGACUUGGAAACCGAUAUAAUCAUCGAGCUGAUAGAAAUCUAUAUCAACACAAUUCUGUUCGCGCGUAAAAUUUACCCAUCUGAGAUAUUCCGAGAAAGGAAGGCUUACAACAUACCGGUGCAUAUUUCAAUCCUCAAGCCACUGAACGAAUACUUGGAGAAAACUCUACAAGCCGCAAGGGAUUUAAAACGUCAACGAAAACUUAGCAAAGUAGAAAUUCUUGUAUAUAAGAAUGAAACAUGUCACCUAGAAAGUUAUACUUUUGAGCUGGAAGAGUGUGAGUUUGCUCUGGAAACGGACGAGCAUUUAAUGGAGCUUGAAGAGCAAAUUCGUAAAUCACUCCUUAGUUUAGAUGGCCAGUUGAAAAUACUUCGAAAGUUACCUUCAGAUACAACUUUCAAAGUAUUACUUCAUACUACUGAAGCAGCCUUUGUUCGACUGGAAAAUACAGCGAAAUUGCGGGACCAUUCAUUCGUUCGGGAAACACGCCAAAAAUAUGAACAAAAAACAAACACACAACUGCUGCCAGUUUCGCAUACGGCAAGUGUGGGCAUUCAGCUGUAUGUUGAGGAAUAUUUAUAGAAUAGAUUUUGUUUCGUCUCAUAAAAAAGUGUCACUGGUAAU
Malaya genurostris is the source of this 747-nucleotide messenger RNA. RefSeq names its product DNA polymerase zeta subunit 2 (gene PolZ2). Gene Ontology annotation, cellular component: zeta DNA polymerase complex. NCBI's taxonomy places the organism in Eukaryota, Metazoa, Arthropoda, Insecta, Diptera, Culicidae. Bases 103 to 705 code for a protein of 200 amino acids. The record is from RefSeq and is a predicted model, not a curated record. The transcript is spliced from 2 exons.